Molecule: messenger RNA, 390 nt
Organism: Aspergillus wentii DTO 134E9
Lineage: Eukaryota; Fungi; Ascomycota; Eurotiomycetes; Eurotiales; Aspergillaceae
Exons: 1
Coding region: 106-321 (71 amino acids)
Molecular function (GO): oxidoreductase activity, acting on paired donors, with oxidation of a pair of donors resulting in the reduction of molecular oxygen to two molecules of water
Source: RefSeq, a predicted model, not a curated record
GAUUUGGGACCAAGUAGAUCGUAGGACUUGAUAUAUAAAUUAGCAGUAGAAUGCCCUACAGAACGAGCAGCUACACCACAUCUGUUCCAUCAGCAGGACAUCACCAUGGCUCAAUCCAAAGCUUCCAACGGCAAGAAGGAAGAGAUCGUCUGGCUUCAUGUCGUUAGCUUUAUUGCCCUUCAUCUCGCCGUGCUUAUCCUCGUCCCUCAAACCCAUCUGCGACUGGAAACAGCCAUCUUCACCUUGCUGUACGGCUAUGCUACAGCCAUGGGGAUUACCGCAGGUAUACCUCCUGUUCAGCAUGCGUACACCGCCAGCUGACAAUAUAGGAUAUCACCGGAUGUGGUCUCAUCGAGCAUACUACGCCAGCCCUGCUCUCAGAGUCCUCCU